CGGAUGUUGUGUCCAUAAAGGUCGUUUCCAGGUCGUUUCCACCAUGAGCACCGACACACACGCAAUACCGUCGGUCCGUCCGUCCUAGAGCCAACUACCCCCGGCAAAGCACAGCAGAGGAACGUCAUCCAGCCAUCAAUCCAUCCUAGACCCACAAGACGGACAGACAGACAGAACAAUCAAUCAACCAACCAACCAGCCGGCCAGCCAGACAACCAACGUCAUACAAAUAGCACCUAGUUCCAUCCAUCCAUCAGCCGCGUCAAGAGUGAGCCAGGACAAAACAAAACCACUCAGAGAGAAAGAGAGAGAGAAAGCUACGCGUGCAUCGGUUGUGCGUAGGACAAGCACUGCUGCCCCUUUGCUACGUAAAGGAGGAGGGAUGUUGUCGAAACACGGAAAACAUAUCCCCGUCCCCCGUCCCUCCCUCCCUCCCUCCCCUGUGCCAGCCAUCUUCGUCAGGUCAGCCAGACCGACGGCAAUGGACACCUAGCUAUCGAUGUAUAGAUGUGUGUCUAUCUAUCUAAUUGGCCCCUUGCCUCUCCCCUCCCCCCUCUCUCUGCUCUUCCCCCUCCCCUUCGGCGUCGUCUUCUUGGCCAUCGUCACCGUCACGCAGCGGCGACAGAUCGCAGCUGCUCAUGGCCGCCAAGGGGCACGGGCGCAAAGGGGGGCUGAACGACGGAGGGGGCGGGAUCGACACCGCUGCGAGAUCAUGACCAUGAUCAUGAUCCUGCUGCUGAUGUCCCUGCUGGGGGGAAGAGGUGUCCUCCCCGCCGUCUUGGCGUGAGUCCGUGUCGACGGCAUCGUCGUGGGACUCUUCUUCUUGCUCGUCCGCGUAUCUAUGUGGUUCGGAGCAGUCGAAGAAGGGGUGGAAGCAGCGGGACGGCAGGAGGGGCCCGGGGCUGGCCGGCGGGGUGGGCACGCGGGGGUCGGGGCUCAGGAAGGACGGCACCGGGCUCGCGUCAUGGGCAGGGAUCUGCACCCGAUCCCACUCCAUGUGACGACGCAGCAACCGCGGGCCCUUAUCCCUCUCCCCCUCCCUCCCCGGCUGGUCGGUCUGCUCAUCGAAGAAUGCGGCCAGUGUGCUGUGGUCGAAUCGUCGAGCGGGUUGGUAGAGGGGCAUGGGUUGGUCGGGUGGCGGCGGGGGCGGGGGGAGGUUGGCGGGGUCGGGCUUGUGCAGCCGACGGGUGCGGUCGACGAUGUGAAGGUUCCUCACCACGUUGUCGCGCCACUUGAUGCGGGUCCACGAGUAGACCUGCACGCGGCAGUUGGGGCACGUUAUGGGCGUCCGCUGCCGGGCCCAAUUCAACAUGCACUGCACACACACAUCACAUCCACAGACAGAGAUACCCAUCCAGCCAUCUGUGUGUGGCUGUGUGUGGCUGUGUGGGCGGUUGGCUGGGCUGCUUGCCUUGUGGUGGAAGAGGUGUCCGCAUGCGAGUCGUAUGACGCGUUGCGAGGGCUGCUGGUUGAGCCGAUGCAGGCAGAUGGUGCACUCCUUGCGCGAACACUUGGACAACACGUGGUUCUGACUGCACACACACAACACAACACGACGCAACAGACAGACACAGGGAGACAAUCCAUCCCACCAUUUCACAUACAUCAUUUUACCCCGGCCCAGCCCAGCCCCAACCAAGCGCACCGUUCGUUGCAUCUGAGAGUGUUCCAUGGCGCAGCAGACGCCAUACAGCCACUGCUCGAACCGCUGCCCAAACUCGGUCCGGAAAAAGGCGUUGAGCGCAUGCUCCCACCACGACGUGUUGCUCCCGCCCGUCGUCGCCACCGCACCUCCUCCAUCUGCCUCUGCCUCAGCAUCUCCAUCGCUCGGCGACUGGGCGUCCUCCAAGUCCCCCACCUCGUCGAGCAGGCCGGGGCCGUCGUAGCCGUCGAGGUAGUCGGCCUCCAUGAGCUGGAGACCAGCAGCAGCUGGUGCUCGUCCGCCUCGGUCUCUCCUCCAUUGCUGCCAGAAAUGGCCGAGCCGCCCUGGAACUGCUGGGUGGACGUGGCUGUCGACUCGGUGGCGCCAAAGGAUGACGAUGACCCGUCGGCCAACCCAUCUACCGAAGCCUCAUCCAUCGCUGCUGCUACUUGUAGGUAGAGUGCUGGACGGCUGCUCUUGCGUUCGCUUCCUUUCAGGCCGUCGAACGCUGGUCUACUCGUCUACGCCGUGCUGCCCUUUUAUCGUUC
Molecule: messenger RNA, 2190 nt
Organism: Vitrella brassicaformis
Lineage: Eukaryota; Vitrellaceae
Source: the annotation of a GenBank genome assembly